Gekko japonicus is the source of this 1471-nucleotide messenger RNA. Its product is annotated as gastrula zinc finger protein XlCGF17.1-like. The record is from RefSeq and is a predicted model, not a curated record. The transcript is spliced from 5 exons. NCBI's taxonomy places the organism in Eukaryota, Metazoa, Chordata, Lepidosauria, Squamata, Gekkonidae. The coding region runs from base 1 to 1164 and encodes 387 amino acids.
AUGGAUUCAGUGGUGCUCUUCGAAAUCAUCUUAAGAAUUCACACAGGGGAGAAUCCUUUUGAAUGCUUAGAGUGUGGGGAAAAAUUCAGUUCCCUUUCCAACCUUCAAAAUCAUCUAAGAACCCACACAGGGGAGAACCCUUUUGAAUGCCAGAGUUUUGUGGAAAGCCAGGAGUGUGGGUGCCUUCCCAACCCCCUGAGGCAGACCAUUCCUGGGGGCCCUUACCGAGAAGCAGAUGUAGAGGAGACAGCUGGGGAAUUCCAGGGGUUCUCUUUGGAAAAAGCCAAGAAUGAAGAUGCUGAAGGACACUAUGGAGAUGGACCACAGAGGCAGGAGGGAAGCCAUGCAGCAGGAAAUGAUCAGAGGAAUGAAGAAGAUGAGGAACUGGUCCAUUUACGAAUGCACAGUGGAAAGAAGACCCAUCAAUGUCGGAGUGGACAUCUUCAAAAACAUUUAAGAACCCACACAGGGGAGAAGCCUUUUGAAUGCUCAAAAUGUGGGAAGAGAUUCAGUUGCAGUGGCCAUCUUCAGAAGCAUCUAAGAACCCACACAGGGGAGAAGCCUUUUGAAUGCACAGAGUGCGGGAAGAGAUUCAAUUGCAGUGGCCAUCUUCAAAAACAUGUAAGAACCCACACAGGAGAGAAGCGUUUUGAAUGCUCAGAGUGUGGGAAGCGAUGCAGUCACAGUGGUGAUCUUCAAAAACAUGUAAGAACCCACACAGGGGAGAAGCCUUUUGAAUGCUCAGAGUGUGGGAAGAGAUUCAAUUGCAGUUCCAGUCUUCAAAAGCAUCUUAGAAUCCACACAGGAGUGAAGCCUUUUGAAUGUUCAGAGUGUGGGAAGGGAUUCAGUCAGAGUGUUCAUCUUCAGCAGCAUCUACGAACCCACACAGGGGAGAAGCCUUUUGAAUGCUCAGAGUGUGGGAAGAGAUUCAGUCAGAGUGGUGCUCUUCAACUGCAUGCAAGAACCCACACAGGGGAGAAGCCUUUUGAAUGCUCAGAGUGUGGGAAGAGAUUCAGUUGCAGUUCCAGUCUUCAAAAGCAUCUAAGAAUCCACACAGGAGAGAAGCCCUUUGAAUGCCCAGAGUGUAAAAAGAGAUUUCGUCAGUGUGGCAGUUUUCAAAAGCAUCUAAGAAGCCACACAAAAAGAAACCAUGUAACUGCUUAGUUCGGAGGUGACAACCUCAUUUGUUACGAGGGCCAGAUGUGACAAAAUGUAAUGCCUGGUACCAGAGAUAAUAAACUUCAGAAAAGACACAGGGAAACCUAAUUAACAAUGUAAUUUUUUACUAAAAAUACAAACAUGCUUAAAACAUUUCUUUAACAUUCUUUGAUAACUGACCCCUCUUGCUCUGAAUUAUUGCAUCGAAAUCUGGAGUCAGUGUCUGAGCUGCAGCAAUUUUAAGUAUGCUGUUCAGGUGUGUAUCUGUAAGCUGAGAACAUACUUUUGAUUUAUGGGCAUUUAUUGCAGAAAA